AUGCCGUCUGUCCUUGAGAAAUCAUCAUCAAUACCAUUCCGAUACCAUUUUCUAAAUCCUACUUGGAAAACCCUUAGAAAUUUUGUAUUCUUAUCACUUACUCUCGCAAUAAUAAUCUUUCUUAAUAAUCCUCAAACUGAAUUAAUAAUAAAAAAAUCCCCGUUACAUCAAGAAAGUCAUACCAACAACGUUAUAAUAGUUGUCGAUGGAAAAAAUCAAGCUACAAGUUUACAACCAAUGUAUUGUAAAUUAUCAAAAAAGUCUGGUAAUAAUAUAUUUGUUAAUGUAGUAGUUACUGGUAAAGAACGUGGGAUGUGCGGAGAAGAGUUUAAGGAGCUUAAUUCUAAAUCAUCUAAAUGUAGAGUAUCCGUGCACGAUUUGGAUAUUAAAAAUAGUUCACUAAGCGAUGAUGCAAUUUUGUCGUCUGUAUUUAAAGAAACAAUUCACGUGAUAAAUAAGAUCAAACCGGUUGUAUUGAUUUAUGCAAAAGAUUUAAAGGAUAAAGUUAUGCGUGGAGUUGAUGCUGCUACAUUAGCGACAUCUCAAUUAAAUGAAAAAUUUACUAAAAUUGCAAUACCUAUUGAAUAUAUUAAGAACGUAAAGUUCAUAGCAGAUUUGCCAGUUGAAGCACUUAAACACUGGAAUACGCCAAAAUUUCAUAUACAAGUAGUCACACAAAAUCGUCCCGCUUCUUUAAAGCGUCUCGUUGACUCACUUAAUUCAUCAAUUUAUCUUGGUGAUAAUGUACAUCUCACCAUAAAUAUUGAUGAGGAUGCUGAUCCAAAAACUCUUGAAUAUACUCGAAAUCUUGAAUGGCGUUUUGGUGAAAAAAAAGUUCGUCAUAGAUUAGUUCAAGGUGGAUUGGUUGCAGCUAUUGUGGAAUCUUUUUAUCCUGCUGAUAAUGAUGAUUAUGGUUUCAUUUUAGAAGAUGAUAUUGAACUUUCACCAUUUUAUUAUAUUUGGGCAAAAUAUAAUAUUUUAAAGUAUAGAUAUGGUCCUGAUCGAAUUUUAAGUAAUAGAAUGUUUGGUGUAAGCCUUUACAAUUCAAAACAUAUCGAAUUAACUUUGCCUAAACAUAAACAAUUUAAUGCUGCACUUGUUUUGGAUCCUACACAAUAUGAUAGACGAAGUCCAUACCUUUGUCAAAUACCAUGUAGUUGGGGUUCAGUAGUAUUCCCUGAAAUAUGGCGUGAAUUUCAUCAGUAUAUAACUGCUCGAUUAAAGGAUAUUAAUGGACCUAAUUUACAGGAAGUUAUUGUUCCUGAUAGUCGUUCAAAUAGGUGGCAUAAUUCUUGGAAGCGUUUCUUCAUUGAACUUAUUUAUCUUCGAGGUUAUGUAAUGCUCUACCCAAAUUAUAAUAAUUUCGUCAGCUUUUCAACUAAUCAUCAUGAAGAAGGUGUACAUGUUCAUCUAAAAGGUGGAAAACCCAGAAAAGGAUUUCUAUUACCACUAAUGAAAAAAGAUACUAUAUCUGGAGGAUUACCAAAGGGUGGUUUACCCGAUUAUAGAAAUUUACCAAUAAUGGAUCUUUUCGGUAGAGUUGUAACAUUAAAAAAGAUCGUCGACCGUGGACAUGAAUUACAUAACCAAAUUUCAUUAUGCCCUCCUAGUAAUUCAGCACCACUUACAUAUGAUCCUAAAGAUCUAUUAUGUAUAGAUGAAAAGAAAAAAAUUCGUGAAAAUUCUACAAGUAACGAUCAGAAUUCAAAUCUAAAUAUUAAUAUUAAUUUACAUGUUGGUGAAAAAGAUAAUGAAAAAGUUGGUGAAAAUAAUGAUGAAAACACUUCUCAUGUUGAAAAAUCUAAAUCAAAAAAGUCAAAAAAGUCAAAAAAGCACACAAAAAAGUCGAAACAUUCAAAAAAAGCAAAGAAUAAACUUAAAAUAAUUCCGAAUAACGAUGAAAUUGAUGUAAAUGAUGAAAAUGAUAAAGAUGAAGAAAUCGACGAAGUGGACGAUGGAGCUAUUGGAUCAUUUCACCGACGUAUUAAAAAUAUUAGACAUCUUAAACAAAUUAAACAAAUUGAACAAAUUAAACCUAACUUAGAAUCUGCUAAUUCCAAUUCUAAAUCGGCUAACCUUAACAUGGCUAGAAAGGGAUGA
Molecule: messenger RNA, 2100 nt
Organism: Dentiscutata erythropus
Lineage: Eukaryota; Fungi; Glomeromycota; Glomeromycetes; Diversisporales; Gigasporaceae
Source: the annotation of a GenBank genome assembly